Messenger RNA from Trypanosoma brucei brucei TREU927, 4917 nucleotides. RefSeq lists its product as hypothetical. Gene Ontology annotation, cellular component: spliceosomal complex. The record is from RefSeq and is a predicted model, not a curated record. Gene Ontology annotation, biological process: regulation of mRNA splicing, via spliceosome. Gene Ontology annotation, molecular function: RNA binding. The transcript has a single exon. NCBI's taxonomy places the organism in Eukaryota, Euglenozoa, Kinetoplastea, Trypanosomatida, Trypanosomatidae. The coding region runs from base 1 to 4917 and encodes 1638 amino acids.
AUGGAGAACGACUAUCCCGUUAACCUGCGAGUGGAUAUCGCUCCUGAAGAUGGCACGGUUAUGCUUCCCGGAAGCAUAACCAUCACCCGCACCACCGUUUCCGUGUUCAAGUUGCGUGAAUCCACGGAUGAGGAGCCGCUGUUUAUUGGCGUGUGCUCCGUCCCAUUAAUUAAGUUCUCCCGCUGCCCCAGUACAGUCUUUCCGAGAACCGAUGCCCUUUUGCUGACGAGCGUCUCGGGGCAUCUUUUUAUUAACGCCGCCCUCACAGCUGGAGUGGUGCCACCAGAGGAAAGUGGGCUCGGGACCCCGAGCUCUAGUGCCAGUGACAUCGCACGCAGUCAUGCAUCAGGAACCCGGCGAGACUCUGUUGAUGAGCGCCGUAAGAAAAUUGACAACCCCGGCCUUUGGACACGACUACGGCUGGAGUUUCGCGACAACGACGACUGCGACCGCUGCGUUGAGGCCCUCCUCGCGCGCCACGCAGAGGAGCUUAAUUCACGCGGUACAUCAUCCACAAGUUCCCUCUCUAAGUCUCACUCCCAAAACGAUGUUACGGGUGCGUCACGUAGUCGCAGGGAUUCUUCCAUGCGCACACACAGUGGCCCACGGCGCAGUACACACAGCGAGUCGACCAGGUCAACGGAGAGUUCGAUGAGGAGCACACAGGAGGACUUAGUCCGAAGUUCGCGCGGUGGAGAGAGCCGCAACAGUCGCGGUGACGCAAGCAGAUCUGGUGGAACUCCAUUAAGAAGUGCGCCAGAUGACUCCCGACGUUCCCGUGGCCCAGAGAGCCAUUCCGUCCGCAGCGACACAACAAGAACGGGUGGGACUCCGUCGAGGGGUGGGCCAGAUGAUGUCCGACACUCUCGAGGCCCUGAUAGCCAUUCCAGUCGCAGUGACACAACAAGAACAGGUGCAACUCCAUUAAGAAGUGCGCCAGAUGACUCCCGACGUUCCCGUGGCCCAGAGAGUCACGUCACCCGCAGCGAGACUAGCAGAUCAGCAGGGACUCCCUUAAGGAGCGCGCAUAACGAAACGGCCCGCAAUAGCCGCAGUGAGGCAAGCAGAUCUGGUGGAACUCCAUUAAGAAGUGCGCCAGAUGACUCUCGACGCUCCCGCGGCCCGGAGAGCCAUUCCGUCCGCAGCGACACGACAAGAACGGGUGGGACUCCGUCGAGGGGUGGGCCAGAUGAUGUUCGGCACUCUCGAGGCCCUGAUAGCCAUUCCAGUCACAGUGAGCUGAGCAGGUCUGGUGGAACGCCCCCACGAAGUGCGCCAGAUGCUAUGUUCCGACAUUCCCGUGGCCCCGAUAGUCAAACUACCCGCAGUGAAGCGAGCAGGUCGGUCAGGAGCUCCUCAAAGCACUCACCCGCUGGUGCAGGCAGAUCAACGGGAACGACUAGGUCAAGUGGAACAGCCCUUCCCGCCGGAGCUGGUGUCAGCGAAAUGAUGCACACGUGCCGCAGCGGACCGACGUACAUGGAGGGCUCAUGCACGAGUUCUAAUGCCCGCCGAAACGGUGGGAUCCAUCACGGGUCGGACCGGACACCCAUCCGUGCUGGUCGAGGUCCCGCGGACGGCGAUUCCGAAUCAGAUGCAGCCUCAUCUGCUGUGGACAUCCGACGGCAUGGCCGGAGCAGCGUAACCAGUAGCGCCAGCAGGGGCAGUGGUUUGGACAGCCAACCCUUAACUCCUAGCGGGAGCGAAGUGGGGGGGCAGAAGCGCCGUUCAGGUUCCCCAGCAGACUUCCACACUCCCAACAGCAAGCGGCGGGAUUCUCAGUCGGAGUACUCACAGGACAGUCAGUUAACCCCCCGUGGCCUCCCGAAUCGCAGCCGGGGAGACGGCAGUUAUAGAGAGGCGGAUUCCGUAAGCGAGCUACGGACACCACGGAGCUCGUUAAGGGAAGGGAGCCGCGACGGCUAUGGAACAAGGGCUCCAGGCACCGCAAGGGAUGCACCAAACGCAGCCCAGUCCCCAUACAACAUCCGCCGACAUUCACUCAACAGCACUGGAACAAGCACGAUGCAAACAUCAGUGAUCGACUCCAUCGUGGGGGGCGGCCAUGAUAGGGGGCGUGCCCACAGCCAAGCAACGUCCGCAAGAACGACACCGUACAACUCUCGCAGCCCACCCGGCCACCCAUCCACGGGCAAAAAGCGCACGGAGCUGCAGUAUUUCCUGCGAUGCAUUCUCAAAUUUAUGCACCACCGUCUCCAUUUCAUGCAAUACUUACACAAGGAGGUCGUCUUCGAGGCUUACCUCCACGAGGAGGCGCGGCUGCUCGGCGGACGCCCCCGAUCGCGUUCGAUGCGACGUUCCUCCCGUGCCACCUCCGCCAGUCACAACGCCAGCCGCAUGAGUGCCUCACCGCGCCGCUCAUUGAUCCCUCCUGGUCUGGAGGAGGCUCAUCGGCUCCGUGAGAUCGAGGACCGCCUUCGCGAGGUGGAGAAUUUGCACCGCACGACCGAACUGGAGCGAGCUGAGUUGGAGAGGCGGCAGCGUGAAUUUGAGGAGGAGCGGCGAGAUUUCGAGAGGCGCCGUCAGGAACUGGCCCACCAGCGCCUAGAGGUACAGGAUUUGUUGCGAGAAGUUGGGGAUAGGUGGAGGGAUGGUGACCGCAUGGGUGGUAUGGGCAGUGGCAUCAACAGGUUUGACUACCUGAGUGAUCAGAGACCUCGUGACAGCUACGGUUAUGGUGAGGGCAUCGGAUCUCGCCAUUCUUCACAUCACAGUAGGCAGCGUGAUAGUGACACCCUUUCAGUACCUACAGGAGAGGCUAAGUUGCUUUUGUCCUCGCAGAAGCCUCCGGCAUUAGAGGAGGCGUUGGAUGAGGCCGAUUACCCCACUGCUUUUGUGGAUCGUUACGUUUACGGUGAUGAGUGGAGAAUGCUGCUCCCCAAGCGCGAGAUGGAGGUUCGUUUCAAUGCCCUCGUCGACACAUGCAUCGCUCUUAAGCUGCCACGCCGCCUUGUGACAAUUUUAACCGUGUCCGUGGAACAACCGGGACUGCGGGUUACAGCAGAGGUUCGCCACAACCCAGAAACCCUGUCGCGCGAUGUGUUGACGCGUCGCUUCACCACGCAGCCUCUCCGCUUUCUCCAGCGGCUUUAUGAUCUCCGCCACUACUACGCCAUGGACGAUACGGUUGCAAACGCACCGCAGCGGAGCCUGCCACGUGGGUCGCGGGGAACAUCACGAGGCACGCCGCUUCAAGGUAGCCGCGUGCUCCCAGGUGUGAUACCGCGGGUGAAUGAAAACAGCGGUAUUUAUGAUGAGUCCAGCGACGACGAUCUGAUGGGUGACAACGCGAUGGUGGACCCGAUGGCUCGCAUGCGUGAGUUUCAGCGAGGUGCUGAACGCCGCCGCCUCCAGCGUGAACUCGAGUCAGCGAAUAUGCGUGAAAAAAAGCAAGCCACACAGCAGAAGCAGCGUAGAUUUCAGCAAUUAGAGCAGCUGGAGCAGGAGGAAUCGAUGGGCCGCAGCAGCAUUGUGCUUGCCGAGCUACAAACCCGCCGCUCAAUGUUUGCAUCUGCUGUUUUCAGGCAGCGUCCCAGCGCCAUUACACUAAGACGACAGCUGGAGGAAAAGGAACAAGUGGAGCGUUCUUUGCUUGAGGUGGGGUACGUCCGGCAGACGCAGGUGCUCAUGCAGGCUCAUCGCCGUAAUCUCAAUUUUGUUCGCCUCCUCAUGCACGAGGCUGAGCGUCGCUUGCGUCAUGUGGAGCUUGAGCGUGAGGCUCGCAUGGAGUUGGAUAUCAUGAUGAAUCCCACACGGUGGGUAAAGUCCGUGUCGCUGCCGGAGGUGAAUGAGCGCACGCGGCGGCAGAGGCUUGUUGCUGCAGAGAUGAAGCAGCGGAUGCACAUAUACGCGAACAUCCGGAGUUUUGUGGCCGAUGCCGUGCAGAGUGAAAUUGACACACUGAUCAGCGACGAGAUGGCCGCACGUUUGGUGCUCGGUGCGGAUGAGAUGAAGUCGCGUAUAGAUCUUUACAGCUGGAGCCAGGCACCCGGCAGCAUUUACACACCUCGCUCAGCCGCAAUAGCGGCUGCAGGGCGUCAGGGGAUUCCACCGCAAGCAUUACAUGCUCUUUUUGCGGAAGAAUCCGUUGAGCGUGUUCACUUGGGUAACGAUGAGUUGCGCCGCCGCCAUCUUUACCAGCGGGAGUACAUCAUUACAACAGAGGACGCAGCCCGCAAUGACAUUGAGCUAGAGGAACUGGAUGAGCACGUUACCAUGUUGGAUGGGCUCGUGCAGAAGAACCGUAAAAUGUUGGAGCGCCGCCGCCAGGAGCAGCAGCGAUCAAUUAAACUCCUCAGCGAGGAACAGUACUACCGUAAGAGUAUCAUAAAUGACGAGCAGGACGAGUUUGAAGAGUUUAUGGAGCAAUUUGAUGCAGAGAUUAAUGAUAUGAUUAUGACGGAGGCUUCACAGUUAGGCCCAGCACAUGACAUUGAUAGUCCUUCCCGUCGCCGCCGCGUCCCCAGCACUCCACGACAGGCAAAAUUGUUCCACUACAUGUCUUUUGUGCCUGAAGACAUGGAUCAUGUUCCCACUGCCAACUUGGCCAUUGAAGGGAUGCUUGGUUGCAGCAUUAAUAAGAACUUGGAAGUAACAUGUAUUGCCCGGCCACUUCCAAAGGCAGAAGCGGAGGAACUUCAAUUCCAAGCAGGUGAUAUGAUACUUGACGUGGCUGGAUAUUCCCUCCACUCGCUCUCUCAUCUACGUGAAGUACUUGCGAAUCGCGCGAUGCAAAUUCAGCAUGAAGCGCGUGAAGAAUUUGAUGAUGUACCGGAAGAUGAGCUUCUCACAAAUCCUGCACUGCAGAAGUACAUUGAAGUGCUUUGUGAGCACCAUAACUUCCUCGUGCAGGUGCUGCGUGGUUGUGAUAUCUUCCAAAUCAUUGUGAAGUCCUAA